AUGGAAAGUAAAGAAACUGCUCGUGAUGGUGAGGAAAUACAGGUGUUGGCAGAAGCUAGUCGACUAAAAUGGUCGUCAAGAAAGGAAUUUAUCAUCUCUCUUCUUGGUUACUCGUUGGGACUAACAGAUAUUUGGCGAGUUCCUUACAUCACCUACAGGAAUGGAGGAGGUGCCUUUUUGAUACCUUUCAUCUUUUUCCUAAUGGUGUGUGGAAUUCCGUUGUACUUCCUAGAAAUAAUGACGUCACAGUUUUCUGCGAAAGGAACAUGGCGCGUUUGGGACAUGUGCCCAUUAUUUAGAGGUUUUGGUUUUGCGUUCCUUGUCAUCAACUGGACUGUGUUAGCAUACGCUAUGUUACAAAAGGCUUGGAUCAUAGAAUAUAUCGUUGCCUCAUUUUCGACCGAGCUUCCAUGGGCAUCUUGUGGGAACGAGUGGAACACGCCAGGAUGUGUCGGUCAUGGCCAGUCGGAGAGUAACUCGAAUAGUAAUGUCACUCUUAACUCCACCCACCACUACAAAUCGACUGGAAAUGGUGGGGACAAUGUUUCAAUUGUGGCCAUGUCGUCAGCAGAAGAGUUCUGGAACUACAAAGUACUAAAUCUGUCCUCCGGUAUAGACGAUAUUGGAAGCUUGAAUUGGAAAUAUCUCCUGUAUUUACUCGGAUGUCAUGGAAUCAUUUGGCUAUCAUUGGUCAAGAGCGUUCAGUCCAUCGGUAAGAUGAUGUAUGUAACAGCAAUAGCACCAGUGGUUCUGACUUUCAUUAUUUGGAUCAGAGCUUUAACACUUCCGGGAGCCACAAGUGGCAUGACCUAUUUCAUAACGCCGGAUUUCAACCGCCUCGCCCACUCAGAGGUUUGGAUAGAGGCAGCAUUCAUGGCUUUCUACACCUUAGGUCCUGCUUGGGGAGGUCUGGUUAUAUACGGAAGUCAUAACAAGUUCUCAGCAAACUGCUUCCGUGACUCUGUCAUCAGUACUACAGUAACAGUAUGUUAUGGGCUAUUUAAUGGUCUUGUGGUCUUCUCUGUGAUUGGUGUACUCGCCAACGAAAGUGGAAUACCCCUCGACAAGGUCAUCACUUCAGGCGGAUUCUCGCUUGCGUUUGUCGCCUAUCCAGAGGCUAUCACAUACUUCCCCUACCCGCAAAUAUGGGCCGUCCUAUUCUUCGUUGUACUCCUCCUGCCUGGACUUGAUAGUCAGACAAUUUUGAUGGAGCCCGUUCUGUGUGUGAUUGAAGAAAUAUUUCCUAAAACAAUCGGGAAAAGACGAAUCCCACUUCUUACAGUGAUGACCUUAAUCACCUUCGUCUGUGGUGUCCCUCUGGUUUCACAGGCUGGAGUUUACAUGUUCCAACUGAUAGAUUGGUACACCGCAACAUGGAGUAUUUUAUUCAUCGCCGUGACCGAGUCCAUUGUAUAUGCCUGGAUCUACGGUGGUGACAGACUGAGUAGAGACGCCAGACUGAUGCUAAAGAGGCCGUUACCCGCAUUUGUGCGAAUCACAACAGCCUUCAUUUUGCCCGCCGUUCUCCUGUUUUUAGUCCUCAUCAGCAUAUUUAAAUACAAACCUCCCACCUACUACACUUACGAGUACCCAGCCUACGCUCAAAUUAUUGGAUGGUGUUUUGCUAUGGUCUCAAUCGUCCCAAUGUUUGGAUAUAUGGCAUGGGCGGUAAAGAAGCAACAAGGCCCGUUGAAGGAGAGAUUGGUGUCCUUGCUGAAACCGACGGCCGAUUGGGAACCUGCAGACCAGAGUGCUAUACCGGUCUACCAACACCUAGAACGAAACUACAAACGAUCGUUCAAACGGUUGGUCGUGUACAAUUUGACAGGUCGUGGAGGAUGUGACGAAUUCAGCGGCGACAGUUCCGAAAUGGAUGCCAUCAACACUUAACUAUAAUAUGAUAUACGCGUUGCAUUCUAAGAACUCA
Messenger RNA from Ylistrum balloti, 1927 nucleotides. Its product is annotated as sodium- and chloride-dependent glycine transporter 1-like. Bases 1 to 1890 code for a protein of 629 amino acids. The transcript has 14 exons. Gene Ontology annotation, biological process: sodium ion transmembrane transport. The record is from RefSeq and is a predicted model, not a curated record. Gene Ontology annotation, cellular component: membrane. NCBI's taxonomy places the organism in Eukaryota, Metazoa, Mollusca, Bivalvia, Pectinida, Pectinidae.